Molecule: messenger RNA, 587 nt
Organism: Lucilia cuprina (Australian sheep blowfly)
Lineage: Eukaryota; Metazoa; Arthropoda; Insecta; Diptera; Calliphoridae
Exons: 2
Coding region: 38-517 (159 amino acids)
Source: RefSeq, a predicted model, not a curated record
UUAGUAUUUAAUAGAUCGUUUAACAAGAUCAUUGAAAAUGGUCGCAAUUGAAGAAGAAACAUGUAUAGAAGUUAUAUUACCAGGCCCACCACAACCCCUCAUCAAACCGAUUGAAUUGAAAAACAUUGGAUUUCUACAAAAACAUCCCACCUAUAUUAAUUGUCCAGCAUGUUUGGCGGAAUCAAUGAGUGUAGUGCGUCUGGAAGUUGUAACAUGUUGGCAAAAGUUUUUAAAAAUUACCAAUAUGUGCAAAACUUCAGAAAGUCGCUAUGACAUCAAUCAUUAUUGCAUUAUUUGUGGUUGCUUUAUCGGUCGUUAUGUAUCGAUUGGUUGCGGUGAGCGUUGCAUAUCGAAACGUGCCCGCAAGAAGGCUGCUCACGAUGCCAUGACUUUGAAAGUUAAACCGCGCGAUUGUGCGGAACACAUGCAGAAAGCAAGGGAAAGAGUAAAAGAAAAUCGUGCCAAGGAAAAGGCAAAAAAGUCGGAGGAGAAAAAAGAAACGAAUGAAAAGAAAUAAGAUCGAAUAUUAUUUGUAAGAUAUGAGAAAUUUGUUGUAAAAUAAACCUAAAUUUUAUAGAUCAAUAUAA